AAUACUUUGUGUCUAAAAACUAUUUAUAAUAAAAAUAAACUUUAUAAUUUUGUAUAUAUAUUUAUUCAACAAAAUCUCAAAUCUCAGGAUAAAAACAACAAAUGCCCCUUUUACUAAAUUGAUGCAAUGAAAUUUUCUUUCUGCAAUUUUUAUAAGUUUGUUUACUACAUGAUAUUAUUAACAUGUGUUGAUGGACAAAUAAAAAAAAAGAAUUUACAGCAAAGUUCAAGAGAAAACGUACAAGUUGCAGAAAAUAUUAUGGUUGAUAAAAAACAACUUGAUAUUGCCACUAUAAUCGAUGAGCCAUUUGAACCAGCAAAAACCAUUGAGGAAAUCAACAUUGCACAUGGAAGAUUCAGUGAUAUUAAGUUUCCACCUGAUAACAGGCGAAGUUUUUCAAAGUUUGUAACUUUAUGGAAAGACAGUAAUGGAAAACCACGAGUUCCAUAUGUUAUAAACAUAGGACCUGAUAAUACUACAACAAAUUAUACUACUAUAAUUAAGCAAUCUGUUCGUGCAAUGAAUGAAUAUAUGUCUCCCUGUGGUCAUGAUGUAUGGGUUGAAAAAGAAGAUAGUGAUAAAAGCGGAUAUAUUGAGUUUAUAACCACAUUGAAUGAUGGUUGCUGGAGUGCAUAUGUUGGGAAACAGGGAAGAAUGAAACAGCAAAUCGCCAUAGGGUAUGGGUGUAAUACUAAAGGGACAAUUCUGCAUGAAAUGCUUCAUGCAAUGGGUUUUUUGCAUGAACAACAACGUUGUGAUCGCGACAGUUACAUUGAGAUUAUAAAGUCAAAUAUCAAUAAUUUUGUUGGAGGUGCAAUAAAUGCAAUGGCACAGUUUGAAUGUUACUAUUCUAUCCAACAAACACAUUAUUCUACCCCCUAUGAUAUUUUCUCUAUAAUGCACUAUGAUCUAUGGGCUUUAUCAAAAAAACCAAAGCGCACUGCUAAUACAAAAACCAUGAGAUUAAAACCAGAGUUUAUGAAUUUAACAAUAGAUAUUGAAGAACUAAUUGGUAAAACAGGUAGACUGAGUGAUACAGACAAGCAAGAGGUUAAUACAUUGUAUGGAUGUAUCGCACCCACAUGCAUUGUUUCUUGUAAUGGUACAAAUACCUGUGCUGAACUUCCACCGACUCCGAAUGAUAAAAUGAGGGCUCAAGCAAGAAUCAUCAAAUCUCUAACUUAUGUAGUUGGUGGAAAAAUGGUGGCAAGCAUAAAAAAACUAGAUAAAGAGUUUCGUGUUUUUUUAAAACUUCAUCCAAACAAUUACUCUAAAAAGUUGCACAAUGCAAUUCAUUUAGUUGUUGAUUCUAGUCAAAAAAGUCGUGGCAGAGAGGUUUUAGGUGUAUGGUUUUCAGAUGCUGGCGAUGGCAGAUUAAAUAUUACUGUACCAACAACAACAAAAUAUUUUACUUCUGAUCCUCAACCAACAAAUGCAUAUUGUACAAUAGAUAUUCUUCAACAAAAAGAAAAAAACAAAUACAUAUAUACUAUUAAAAUCAAUGCAGAAACUGUUUACUCUGAACAGAAUCCAAACCCAGAAUGGUUCAAUAAUGUUCAGGUAUAUGCUUCAAACCCUUGGGACUUGGUACAAGACACAUAUAUAGGGGACAUGUUUAUAAUCAAUGGAAAGAAAGAUCAACCAAGCAUGAUUGAUCUUGUCAUUAAUCCAACUGAUAAAGUUGUUCAACUUUCAGUGAAAGAGCUUUGUGAAAAUGAAGUUAUCGGAACAAUGAGCACUUUUGAAAAAGUAUAUUCUGUAUAUUUUAAACUGAAACCUUUGUCCUACUCUAAAGGAUGGGAAAAUAUUCUCCACAUAACCAAGGGUCAGAAUUACGGUGAAUGCGGCGACAGAAAUCCAGCAGUUUUUUUUCAUAAAGACGGUUCUGGAAGACUUGUAUUUUUUUCAGCUAUUAAUGGCAACAUCAAUUCAGAGUUUGAAACAACAAAUCCACUUCCACUCAAUGUAUGGUCAAGUAUUAAAAUAGAACAAACUUUGAAGAAUGGUGCUUAUGUUUAUGCUAUUUUUGUUAAUGGUUCCAUUCAAUAUGAAGUUGAAAACAAAGAUCCGAGGCAAUUUAAAGAUAUGAAAGUAUAUAUUUCAGAUCCAUGGUAUACCGCACAUGAUGGUGAUAUAAAAGAAUUAUUUGUUGUGAAUGGAGAUUCAAAAAAUACCUCAGAUGCAACUCAACCUCAAGACGAAUUUGAAAAUGCCAGUGAACAAAAGUUACAAGAAAAUAAUUUGGUUGCAACAAUGAGCUUCUUAAGUACAACAUUCACAGUUUCAUUUCAGAUAAAACCGAUUUCUUAUUCGAUAGGAAAGCAUAGUGUUUUCCAUUUUAUGCAGGAUAGGUUUUUAACUCAAAUAGCCAAUAAAAAAAUUUCAGCUUGGUUUCAUGAGGAUGGAUCUGGAAGACUAGUUAUUGUAGCAGGCUUUUUUAAUAACGACAAAAAACUAUCGGAGUUCACAACAAAAGAUUCUCUCCCUUUAAAUAAAUGGUCGUCUAUUAAAUUAACACGAACCAAAGCUUUAUCUAAGCAUAGGACUAAUUUUAACAUCUAUCUUAAUGAUAAACGUGUUUUCAAUGUUGAAAAAGAGGCAGAAACUUUUGAAUUUGUUAGAGUUUAUUUUGGUGAUCCAUGGAACAAUGUUCAAAAUGGCUACAUUAAAGAUUUGAAAAUAUACAAUAACUAAUUCAAAAGUUGCUACAAGUUAAUAUGUUUUCAAAAGUUGCUACAUGCUAAUAUGUUUUCAAAAGUUGCUACAAGCUAAUGAAACAACAACUUUGCUGUCAUUCGCAAAAUAAUUUUCUAAUAAAUCUUGUAAAUUAUACUAUUAAAACAUGUUAUCAUCUGUUUAUGUAAUUUUUCAUAUUCUUUUGUAUAUAAAUUAUUACAUUAUAUAAAUAAUUAUUUUAUAUAUAAAAAUUUCUCUGU
Molecule: messenger RNA, 2936 nt
Organism: Hydra vulgaris (swiftwater hydra)
Lineage: Eukaryota; Metazoa; Cnidaria; Hydrozoa; Anthoathecata; Hydridae
Product: meprin A subunit alpha
Biological process (GO): proteolysis
Molecular function (GO): zinc ion binding; metalloendopeptidase activity
Source: RefSeq, a predicted model, not a curated record